Messenger RNA from Paramuricea clavata, 2225 nucleotides. NCBI's taxonomy places the organism in Eukaryota, Metazoa, Cnidaria, Anthozoa, Malacalcyonacea, Plexauridae. The record is from the annotation of a GenBank genome assembly.
AUGGUAGAAAAGUACCUGAGCCAAAUCUAUUACAAUCCAGAAAGUCCCGCAAGCUUUGGUGGCGUAGAUUCAAUUUACCGUGUCGUAAAAGACGAAGGCAAACAUAAGAUAUCGCGGAAUAAAAUACGGCUAUGGCUACAAAAGCAAGACAUGUAUACUUUACAUAAACCUGUAAGAUAUCGUUUCAAAAGGAACCGUGUUGUUGUAGGCGCAAUUGACGAGCAAUGGGAGGCGGAUCUUGUGAUUAUGGACUCGAUAAGCAAAUACAAUAACGGCUUUAAGUACAUUUUAACUGUAAUCGAUGUACUUAGCAAAUAUGCGUGGGCUGAACCGAUAAAAACAAAGACUGGAGAAAAUCUUGUCAAAGCCUCUGAGAAAAUACUUAAAAAAGGUCGAAAGCCUGAAACGUUUCACAGCGACAAAGGGACAGAGUUUAUGAAUCGAAAGUUUCAAGCCUUUUUGAAGAAACAUAACAUCCGGUUUUUCACGACGCAAAACGAGACCAAGGCAUCGAUUGUCGAAAGGUUUAAUCGUACGCUCAAGACGAAAAUGUGGAAUAUAUGGUUGACGGAUCGUGAAACCACUGUCACCAUCCGUCAACCAAUUCACCAUCUGCACAGAUCGUCCAUAUGGUGAUUUCUUCGACAAUUUCGAGAUCUCUGAACCUCUGGAACCUCGUCAUGCAUUCUUUGGUGGAAGAACUAACGCAACACGCCUAUACUACGACGUCCAGCCAGAAGAGAAGAUCCGCUAUUUGGAUUUCUGCAGCCUCUACCCAUGGUAUGUAUCUUGUUAAAGUCUUUUAACUCAAACGUGCUUGUCGUUAACCUUCUUAAGCAAUUUUUAGGUGUAACAAAUACGGCGAGUAUCCGAUUGGCCAUCCCGAGAUUAUUACUGAGAACUUUCAACCUAUCAGUGACUACUUUGGUUUGGUGAAAUGUUCUGUGCUUCCUCCUCGUGCCCUAUACCACCCCGUCCUCCCUUACCAUACUCAGGGUAAAUUGAUGUUCCCGUUAUGUCGUACCUGUGCCGACAACCUUCAACAAGAGCCAUGCCAUCACAGCGACGCCGAGCGGACACUUCAUGGGACGUGGGUGACUUUGGAGCUCGAGAAAGCACUAGGGAAAGGCUACGAACUGAUGAGAGUCGACGAAGUUUGGCACUUCCCCGAGCACACGGAUGGACUGUUUAAGGACUAUAUUGAUACAUUCCUCAAAAUCAAACAAGAGGUAAGGUUUUAUCACAUGUGUGAUAUUGUCACAUCAUUAGUUCCUUAUGAUUCCUUUUCCUUUUGCAGGCAAGUGGCUUUCCUCCGGAAUGUGACACCGACGAGAAGAAGGGGAAGUACAUCGCUGACUACGCCGCAAAAGAAGGUAUUCAGCUGGAUCCAAGACAGAUUGUGAAGAAUCCUGGUUGGGCGACUGGAGGGCUUUGGCGAAGCUCAUGUUGAGCUCUUUUUGGGGUAAGUGCAAUGGCAAAUUGUCCACUAAUGGUACUUGUUUUUCAUUUGAAAAAAACAAGUGUUUGUUAAAAACCUAUCAUUUCUUGUAGGAAAGUUUGCGCAACGACCCAACAUGACCAAGGUCAAAAUCAUAUCGGAUCCAGCUGAAUAUUUUGACCUCCUAUCCAGCGAUCAGAUUAACGUCACCGACGCAAAUUUCAUCAAUGACGAGCUCAUCGAAGUCCAUUUUGAAAACGUUGACGAAUUCGUGGAAUCCGAUGGAAAGACAAAUGUGGUCAUCGCAGCGUUCACCACAGCCCACGCCCGCCUCAAGCUCUAUGGUGUCCUGGAGCAGUUAAAUCGCCGAGUCUUAUAUUUUGACACAGACUCAGUAAUUUAUGUUUCAAAGGAAGACGAAUGGGAGCCGCCGACAGGAUCCUAUAUUGGUCAAUUAACAGAUGAGUUAGAUGGAGGUUACAUUACCACCUUUGUGUCUGGAGGUCCUAAAAACUAUGCCUACGAAACAAGCACAGACAAAACAGUAUGCAAGGUUAGAGGGAUCACCUUAAACUACAGGACCCAACAACAUGUCAACUUUGACGUCAUGUCUGGCAUGGUCAGGGGUGAAGGUCCCGAGAAAGUAACUGUAAAUAUACCAUACAAAAUAAAUAGAAAUACUAAAGAGAAAAGUGGAAAGACGAGGAGUGAGAACAAGGACUAUCGUAUUGUAUAUAAUAAACGUGUGAUUGUAAAUAAUUUUGAUACAUUGCCUUAUGGUUUUUAA